Molecule: messenger RNA, 1792 nt
Organism: Heterobilharzia americana
Lineage: Eukaryota; Metazoa; Platyhelminthes; Trematoda; Strigeidida; Schistosomatidae
Source: the annotation of a GenBank genome assembly
CCGCGAACUUUUGAGUAGGUAAUCCACUCACUGGUCAGUAAUAUGAUUAUCUUUCUUAUUGACUCAUGUAUUACCUAAAUUACUGAAAACUACUCUUAACACGUCCAAAAAUAAGCAAAUUACAUAGCGAAGUAGACAAUCAAUGGAGAUCUCUACCUCGAUUGCACUGAACAUAAUUCUUCAUGAUGCAGUGAAAGAAUUCAAGAUUUUAGCUAAUAUUGUUGAUAUUAUGCGCAAGAAGAAGCGGGAAAUCAAUGCCGGACACUCGGAAGCGGAAGAAUUUGUAACUGAACAAAUGAAUAAGAUAUUGAAGAAAUACUCCUUUAAAUACAGUGUCAGUUUAAAGGAUAUACAUAUUGAUGUUCUUAAAGAAAUACAGAGAAGUUCUGCAACAACCGGAUAUCCAUCGACUGCAAUGAUUAUUGAAGAUUCAUUUUCAUCCAUAAAAUACUCAGAAAAAUUACUGAAAGAAAUUUUUUAUCUGAUUUUUGUACUCGAGAAACUGGCAAAAGAAAUAAAGCAAAUAGGGUUUUGUGAAACAUUACAACAGUCAUUAGACGAAGAAGAAUCUGAAUUCAAAGAAAUAGAACACAUAUUAGCAAGGGAACAAAAAGCGCGUGAGAAAAUAAAGGAAGUGAAAAAGAAGAUUGAAGAGAAAAAUGAAGAAGGUUUGAAAAUCAUAGAACAAGGCAGGGAAACUGUUUCUCACUUAAAAGACCAAGUUCAGGAAAUGAAAGCUAAAAUAAUUAUGGAAGAAAAGUAUACAACACGUUCGUCUACCGUGAAAUUAGAAGAAUUUCAGUGUCAAUGUGAUCAGAAAGAAAAUGAAGUCAAAAAUCAGAUUGACUUCACUCUAUCCAGUGGCAGUAAAGAAGAAAGAGUUCAUGCAGAAGUUACCUCUUAUUUAAAUGAACGUCUAUCUUAUUUAAAAAAGCAUGCAGAAUUCUGGCGUGAUAAAGCUGAAAACGAAAUUGCACAAUUUAGAAAAGAUUUAGGUCAACUCAAGGAUAAAAAAGAGAAAAACUUGAAUAAGCUACAUGAAUUUUCGGCUGGGCUUUCGUCUAGACUGUGGCAUCAUAUUAACGUUAUAGCACAAAUCCCUGCAAUCAUAAAAAUGGCCAAAAAACGUACAAAUUCCGAUUUUGCGUCAAAGUUGAACAGUAUAGCUGAUAAGUAUAAUUAUGAAUUCCCACACUGUGAUGUGGUAGAUUUGAUGGAUUUUUCAGUCGUCAAAGAAGGAGACUUUUUAUCAUUAUUACCAGAUGUAGCGUCGUCGAAUAAUAAGAACGGUUAUAAUAAUUAUAAUGAUAGUGAUGAAGAUGGUGAAAAUUGUCAACCUCUCCGUACCAGUAAUACAGACUCUCACACAGAUAUUGUAGAUACAAGUUCUGAUAGUGGAGAUUAUGAUUCUGAUGCAGACGACGAAUUGACAAGAAUUCCGCGGACUGCAGAAGUUGAACACACCAGGAAUAGCAGUGGCAAAAAGAGUCACAAAAAUAUAAGUGUGUCCUUAUCUCGUCUGCUAUCAGAAAACCCAGUUUUACCAUUGAAAAGACGAAGAUUUAAUUCAGUUGAAAUAGCGAACUCAUUCACUAGUAGUGAGAGUUCAAAGAAUGGUCCGUCAGGUAGAAAAGAUUAUUCGCGACGUACAACACCACGGAUGAAAUUUAAUAUCGAUCACCGUUUUAAACGAAAACCUUUCAGUAAGCAGAAAUCGCCAUCAUACAAGGAACGUGUAGCUGAAUGGUUAGCAUAUCAAGAAGCCUAUAUGUCAACAUUCGUACACAAAUGA